AAAAAAAACUACUUGGUUUAUGUUAGUAAUCAAAGCUGACCUCCAGCCUCCCCUCAGUCCUGCGCAGGUGUACCGGCUCCUCCCCUUCAGUCCUGCGCAGGUGUACCGGCUCCUCCCCUUCAGUCAUGCGCAGGUGUACCGUGCUCCUCCCCUUCAGUCUUGCACAGGUGUACCGUGCUCCUCCCCUUCAGUCCUGCACAGGUGUACCGUGCUCCUCCCCUUCAGUCCUGCACAGGUGUACCGUGCUCCUCCCCUUCAGUCCUGCACAGGUGUACCGUGCUCCUCCCCUUCAGUCUUGCACAGGUGUACC
Staurois parvus is the source of this 310-nucleotide messenger RNA. The record is from the annotation of a GenBank genome assembly. NCBI's taxonomy places the organism in Eukaryota, Metazoa, Chordata, Amphibia, Anura, Ranidae.